AUGAGAGCGCUUAGGCUGUUGGCCAUGCUGGCCAGCUCGGCAUGUCAUCUCGCGAGCGGGCAGACGGACGAUAUGUGUAACGCCCAAGACCGCACCUACAGCACCGAGACUAUGCCUGCGGGCACCCACCAGCCGUACGACAAGCUGAAUCCCGUGGUGGGCAUGCUGAGCACCAAAUUCUACGUCACCGUCGUCAACCUCACGCCGCACCGCUUCAUGUUGGAGGGCACUCAUUCGUACCAGAUGGAUAUCUUUGACUUUGGAGACGUGCCCCAAGGUCGAGCCCGCCAGAACGCUGUCAAGUACCGGGGGACUUGGUCCACAAGAGACGACGCCGGCGAGGCCUACUACCGCAUUGACGGCACCGACAAGCGCUUCGCUUUGCGGGUAAAAUCGUAUAUUCCCAGUUCGGACCCCCGACGAGUCGUCCUAGAUCUCAGCGGGAUGGGGCUUGGCCAGCGAGAAUACGUGUACCCCGGCGGAGACACGGCAGUGUCCCUGGUCAUCACCGGGAGCAACCGUUUCGGCUUCCAGGCGUCGCUCCGGCACGGACCCGGCAACUGGAUGCGGAAUAUGUACGACGUUAUCCGCGACCGCCCGGUCCGCCACCUCAUUAUGCCCGGCACGCACGACGCGGGCAUGAGCACGAUCACGGACAAGAUCGUCAGCAUCGGCAGCGAGGAGAACACCCAGAACCAGGGCAUCAAUAUCUACGACCAGCUCCAAACCGGCUCCCGCUGGUUUGACCUCCGCAUCUGCUCCGUCCACGCAAACGACGACGCCGGACGAAACAACGGGUUCUGGGUGAUGCACGUCAACGACGAGAUGGCCACGCUCGCCAUCGGCAACACUGGUGAAUCCCUCGACGACGUCAUCAGCGAAAUCAACCGGUUCACGUCCGAGAACCCGGGCGAAAUCAUCUUCUUCGCCAUGCGCUACCUCGUGGGCCGGUACGAGUUCCCCGACCGUGGGCCCAUCCUGUGGAACGCGGCCAUCGUGGACGACUUCUUCUCCAAGCUGCGGGCCAUCCACAACCGCUGCCUGCACCUGGACACCAACACGGGCUUCCAGAACCACAAGGCGUCGUAUUUCAUGGACCACAACGAGGGCAAGGGCUGCGUCAUUCUGCUGCUCAACGGCCAUCUCGACGGCCGCGAGUCGCCCGCCGACGGCAUCUACGACAUUGGCCGCAUGACCAUCCGGGACCACUGGUCCAACAGGAUGCAGGCGAGCGACAUGGUGCCGGACCAGGUCAACAACUGGCGCUCAGUCACGCGCGGGGGCGGCGCGUCCGACUACGGCAGCUUCAUGAUCGCGCAGUGGCUGGUGACGCCCGAUGCCGUGGCCACGACGGCUUACAGUCUGCAGAAUUUUGCCAUCCAGCCGACAAACCCGUCGCUGUACUGGGCGGGCGUCAACGGCAUGGACCCGGAGCACUGGCCCAACGUGCUGAUGGUGGACUACAUUGGCGUGCAGCAGCGGGACCAAUGGGCGUGGAACCGGCUGAGCGCCGAGAUGUACACCCUGGCGGUGGGCAUGAACCUGUACAUGGCCAGCGAGAACUGCGAUGUCGGCAGGCGGAGGAAUCCAUUGCUUAGGCGGGGCGAAAUGGGCAUGGUGGAGAGCCGCGGGGUGCCGUGGAACGGCAUCAUUUUUGCCAACGGCACGACGGUUGAUGAUCCUGACCCUAUGCUGCAUCUUGGCCGGGUUGAAAUACUGAGGAACGGGACCGUGUUCGGUAACGGGACGGUGGUGGAGCAGAGCAUGCCUAACCCCUGGCUGUAG
Parathielavia appendiculata is the source of this 1785-nucleotide messenger RNA. Its product is annotated as PLC-like phosphodiesterase. Lineage: Eukaryota; Fungi; Ascomycota; Sordariomycetes; Sordariales; Chaetomiaceae. Gene Ontology annotation, biological process: lipid metabolic process. Gene Ontology annotation, molecular function: phosphoric diester hydrolase activity. Bases 1 to 1785 code for a protein of 594 amino acids. The record is from RefSeq and is a predicted model, not a curated record. The transcript has a single exon.